AUGACCAACUCGAACUUCAAGCCCAAUGAGGCUACUAUUUUCACAUCACAAAAGAGAAAGAUUAUUAUCUUUUCUGACUUCGAUGGCACAAUCUUCAUGCAAGAUACAGGCCACAUCCUCUUCGAUAAUCACGGUUGCGGCGAAGAAGCCCGUACAAAACUAGACGAACAGAUCAAAAAUGGCGAGCGAUCUUUUCGCGAAGUCUCCGAGGAGAUGUGGGGAUCCCUAAACAUCCCAUUUGACGAUGGUUUCAUCGUUAUGGAAAAGACCCUAGAAAUCGAUCCUGGAUUCAGCGAGUUCCAUCAAUAUUGUAUUGCGAAUGGAUUCCCAUUCAAUGUUAUCAGUGCAGGACUAAGACCCGUUCUUCGUCGUGUACUUGAUACAUUCCUUGGAGAAGCAGCUUCCUCCUCAAUCGAUAUCGUCGCCAAUGACGCAACUAUCAAAGACGACGGUUCCUGGAAACCUAUCUGGCGUCACGACACAGAACUAGGACACGACAAAGCCUUAUCUGUGAACGAAGCCCGCGUCGCCGCACAAGCAGAAUGUCUUCCAGAUGAAAUGCCCUCAAUCGUUUUUAUUGGUGACGGAGUCUCGGAUUUACCAGCUGCGCGCGAAGCAGAUGUACUAUUUGCGCGUCGUGGUCUUCGAUUGGAGGAAUAUUGUAUCGAACAUGGCAUUGCGUAUACGCCUUUUGAUACCUUUUCGGAUAUUAAGGCUGAGAUUCAGAAACUUAGUGCUGAGGACCAGGCUAAGACUGGCGGUGUUGGUAAACCUGUUAGGUAUAAUCCGCGUGCGAACCUUUGGAGACGCAUUUCUAGUAAGGAGGCUGUGCCGACGCUUAUGGCUGCUGCUACACCUUCCAGGGAGGAGAAGAUGUUUCUUUGGCCUGAGACUUUCUCGGAGGAGAGGCCUAGUACCAUCCAGGAGCGUGAAGAGACUGUCGCAGCUUAA
Molecule: messenger RNA, 951 nt
Organism: Penicillium malachiteum
Lineage: Eukaryota; Fungi; Ascomycota; Eurotiomycetes; Eurotiales; Aspergillaceae
Exons: 3
Coding region: 1-951 (316 amino acids)
Molecular function (GO): phosphatase activity
Source: RefSeq, a predicted model, not a curated record